UUGAUGUGGUGUAAACUGUCUGCAGCUGUGGGAUGGCGGUAAACGUUUACUCCACAUCGAUGACCAUCGAGAACCUGAGCAGACAUGACAUGCUGGCCUGGGUCAACGACUCUCUGCAGCUCACCUACACCAAGAUCGAGCAGCUGUGCUCAGGUGCGGCGUACUGUCAUUUCAUGGACAUGCUGUUCCCCGGCUGUAUCCUGCUGAAGAGAGUGAAGUUCCAGGCCAAACUGGAGCACGAGUUCAUCCACAACUUCAAAGUGCUGCAGACGGCCUUCAAGCGGAUGAGCGUGGACAAGAUCAUUCCCGUGGAGCGGCUCGUCAAGGGCAAGUUUCAGGACAACUUCGAGUUCCUUCAGUGGUUUAAGAAGUUCUUCGACGCCAACUACGACGGGAAGGAGUACGACCCUCAGUUAGCGCGACAGGGCCACGACAACACACCGCCGCCGCCCAAUCCAGGUGAUGUCACUUUCCACAAAAACAAGAGCCCUCAGAGCACACCAGGACCCCAGCGGACGUCACCGACGACACCCAAAAUUAUGCCCGCCCCCCAGCGCGCCAUAAGCUCCACCCCCUCCACCGGAACACGGCGGAACAUACCAAUGUCACGGAACGGAGGUGGCGACGCCGAGAUCAUGGAGCUCAACCAGCAGCUGAUGGACCUGAAGCUGACAGUCGACGGUUUGGAGAAAGAGAGAGACUUUUACUUCGGCAAACUCCGAGACAUCGAGCUGAUCUGUCAGGAGAACGAGUGCGACAGCAGCCCCGUCCUCAGCAAAAUCAUGGAGGUCCUCUACACCACAGAGGAUGGUUUCGCGCCUCCGGAGGACGAUGAGAUCGACGAUCAGCCACGGGACCAGGAUGAAUACUGAUCCUCCUCAUCCUCACUCUCUCUCUCAUCAUCGCAUCCUCCUUUCUUUCUCUCCCUCUCUUUCACUCCAUCCCCCACAAGCAGUCACUAGGGGCGUGGUCUAAUAGGCUAAUAGAGUGAAUGGGGGCGUGUCUAUGCUUAUGAGGUCUGAAUUGAUGCAGUGAAGCUGUGGGUUUAAUGAAGAGUCCAGACUCGAUGAUGAUGAUGAUGCGGUGACACUUUCUCUCACACACACACACACACACACACACACACACACUGUAUAGUGACACACACAUCCAAGGUUAUCAACUAACAUAUUUUUGAUUUGGGCUCAUGGGCUCCAAUCAGCUAAUUUAUUAGAGAGCUUGACGCUUAUGUCAUUUUUUAUUUUAUUUUUUUUUUAUUUGAAUGAUCUUUAGAGGGGUUUUACUGUAGCUGCAGUGAAAGAAGUGCACACUAAGGAUCGAAUCCCAGACAAAGCGCAGUUUAAAUCAACAUGAAGCCUGUUUACUUUCUUAUUCCGUGUUCCUGAUCAUCAUACAUUCACUGUCAGACCAGAAACACGUGUUAGGACGGUAAAUUGAGCCUUCAUGCUGACUUUAGAGAGUUUGUGUGUGUUUAAAUCAUUAUUGAUAGCGCAGGUGUGAGAGUUUUAUUUAUUUAUGAAGCAAACCGUCAAACGGCAUGAAUACAAACAGCUAACAUUGAACGAAAAAUUCUAUAAAUUCGUUUGAAGAAGAAAAGAGACGUGGCCAUUACUAACGGUUAAACGACUGACGAUACGAAGCUGCUAUAUUUUAGUUUAACAUUUCUUUUUUUAUUUGAUUGACAGGUCGGUUUUGAUUGACAGGCCUGUGUCAUUAACCCUUUCAUGGCAACCAUUUGCAAACAUGCAUCCAUUUGGAGUUUUACUAUGUAAAAUAAAAAUGUGUGCGGGGAAUGAAGGAUGUGUGUUUGCUGGUUUAUUCACAUUAUAUAGACAUCAGACACUAAUAAAUCAUAUAAUAUAUAAACAUAUCACAUGUAAUGAAGUUUUAAAGGGUUACAGUGAUGGAUUUGAGAUUUAUUGUGUGUGUGUGUGUGUGCAUACUGUGUAUAUAUAUAUAAAACUCAUACAAAUGAGUCAUACAUACGAGUAAAAAAAAUAUAUAGUCAAAUAAAAUAGAUAAAAAUA
Messenger RNA from Onychostoma macrolepis, 2027 nucleotides. RefSeq names its product microtubule-associated protein, RP/EB family, member 3b (gene mapre3b). Gene Ontology annotation, cellular component: microtubule plus-end; cytoplasmic microtubule; spindle midzone. Bases 33 to 872 code for a protein of 279 amino acids. Lineage: Eukaryota; Metazoa; Chordata; Actinopteri; Cypriniformes; Cyprinidae. The record is from RefSeq and is a predicted model, not a curated record. Gene Ontology annotation, molecular function: microtubule plus-end binding. The transcript is spliced from 6 exons. Gene Ontology annotation, biological process: regulation of microtubule polymerization or depolymerization; spindle assembly; protein localization to microtubule plus-end.